Quercus robur (English oak) is the source of this 810-nucleotide messenger RNA. RefSeq lists its product as uncharacterized. The transcript is spliced from 2 exons. The coding region runs from base 49 to 624 and encodes 191 amino acids. Lineage: Eukaryota; Viridiplantae; Streptophyta; Magnoliopsida; Fagales; Fagaceae. The record is from RefSeq and is a predicted model, not a curated record.
AUGUUUGGAAAAUAGGCAGCUGCCUACAAAGAAAAGAUUCAGAGUAGAAUGUGGACGGCUAGGGAGGAACAUCCAUCAGAGGCUUCUCUGUGGUUUCUUCUCAAAGGAAGGUACAAGGAUGCAUUCUCAGACCAAUUCAACUCAGUUUUUCUCCCAAGAAAAUCUCCGUCUUCAGUCCAAUCCGCAGCAGGUUCCUGGCAACUAAUCAUCAAAGUUACAGGGUUUAGAGACAGGAAGAAGAAUAGGAGUGCUUUUGUUUAUGAAGCUGUUAAUCUUCAAGGAGUUUGUGUGUUCUUUGGUGUUAAUAGUAGUUUAGCUGAUACAGCACUUGGUCUUUUGCUUGAAGCUGUGGUGGAAGGUUGUCUUAUUGCUAAACAUCAUGAUUUUUCUCGUGUUUUGCUUCUAAGUGACAGUAAAGGUAUGGUCAAGAUCUUCAACACCAGGAGAGCGUCUGAUUGGCAGGACCACACAAGACUUGCUGAUCUGAAUUUUCUUGUACAAAAUGGUCUCCUCUGUCAUAUGAUCUUAGUAUCCCAUGUGCUGGUUAAAUACUUAUGUAAUAUAGCUAAAAAGGCAACUCAGAUGCCUAUCAAACUUUGCUGGUUUAAUCCAGCUUCUAUGUAAUCUUCCUAUUUUGGUAUCAAAAAAAAAAAAAAAAAGAUUGUAGCUCACGUCAGAAAGAAAGAGAAGAGAUGAAGCAAGAGAAGAAAGGAACGAAGAAAUAAACUAUCUGACUAAACGACAUUAGUGAAGUAUAAUUGUUGUAGUUCUGUGUUUUCAGUAUCUAAAGCUACAUAUAGUUUGUAAUGU